UGCCCUCCCUGACUCCAUACUACCCACCACCGUAGAAGUGCAGACGUUUCUUUCUGCCGCCAUCCUCCAUCCUAGACCCGGACACCAAACACAAACCAGCACUUAAACAUGAGCUAUACAGUGGAACAGAGGGGAGCCCCCAACUCCCUGGACUACCGCCUGUUCUUCAAAAAUGCAGAGGGAAAGUACAUCUCACCAUUCCAUGACAUACCAAUGUAUGCUGAUGAGAGUCAGAACAUUUUUCACAUGGUUGUUGAAGUACCAAGAUGGACUAAUGCUAAGAUGGAGAUUGCAACAAAAGACCUCUUGAACCCAAUUAAGCAAGAUGUGAAGAAGGGCAAGUUGCGGUUUGUUGCCAAUGUUUUCCCACAUAAAGGCUACAUUUGGAACUAUGGAGCCAUUCCUCAGACAUGGGAAGAUCCCGGACACAAAGACGGAGACACUGGCUGCUGUGGUGACAACGACCCCAUUGAUGUCUGUGAGAUCGGCAGUAAGGUGUGUUCCCGUGGGGAGGUAAUCACAGUGAAGGUGCUUGGGAUCUUGGCCAUGAUCGAUGAGGGUGAGACUGAUUGGAAAGUGAUUGCAAUCAAUGUGGAGGACCCUGAAGCCAACGACUUGAACAACAUCAGUGAUGUCCAGCGCCUGAAACCUGGCUAUCUGGAGGCCACAGUCGACUGGUUCAGGAAGUACAAAGUGCCAGAUGGGAAGCCAGAGAACAAGUUUGCUUUCAACGAUGAGUUCAAAGACAAGGACUUUGCCCUUGAAGUUAUCAAGAGCACUCACAACUUCUGGAAAAACCUAAUUUCCCAAAAGACCGAUGCUGGUGGACUGAGCUGCAAAAACACAUGCAUCUCGGCUGGCGACAGCCCGUGCUGCUGCACACAGGAUGAAGCUAAAGCUACUGUUGAAGCAUGUCCUUGUGGAAAGGAAGAGUGUGUGCCCCCAACAGUAGAUACAUGGUUCUACUGUGGAAAGGAAGUAAUCCAAGAGCUGUUUGGAUCGGAGCAGAGUGAAAGGCUCAUCUCUCAUAGGAUUACUUGAAGAUGGUCUUACAUUAGGAACCAACAGGGUGGCAGGAUGGGACAUGGAUGGUUGUGUCUGGGUCCGUUAUUUUACUGUAAAUGAAAAGAUAGCGGUUAGAUUCUGUAGAGAAAGAGAAAAGUAAAAAAAAAAUCACUCAUGUCUUGACCAAUGAAUAUUUUCACUUAUUUAACAAAGAUCUCUUUGGAGAUGUGCUGUCACGAACAAAGUACAGGUACUGUGCCUGGUAUUUACUUGUGCCCUGUAUGAGACUCUGAACUGCUUUAAUAAAGCUUCUCUGGUUAAAUUAUCAACAAA
Lates calcarifer (barramundi perch) is the source of this 1338-nucleotide messenger RNA. It is a transcript of the gene ppa1b, whose product is annotated as inorganic pyrophosphatase 1b. NCBI's taxonomy places the organism in Eukaryota, Metazoa, Chordata, Actinopteri, Centropomidae. Gene Ontology annotation, cellular component: cytoplasm. Gene Ontology annotation, biological process: phosphate-containing compound metabolic process. The coding region runs from base 109 to 1041 and encodes 310 amino acids. Gene Ontology annotation, molecular function: inorganic diphosphate phosphatase activity; magnesium ion binding. The transcript is spliced from 11 exons. The record is from RefSeq and is a predicted model, not a curated record.